AUGGAGACCACACUCUUUGUUUUGUUUUGUUUUAUACCUUCACUAUAUGGAGGACCAAUAAAUAAGCGGUUCUUGGGGCUGUUCGGGAUUUCAAUACCCAACCCAGGGGACCUGUCUGGUCUGUAUAACAUCAAAGUUCCCGGGGAUGCGACUGGUUAUUUAGACAUCUCCCACCAACAGCAGAGCGCAGCUGCAACAGGAACCGGAUAUGUUCAACAUCAGAACCACAACGGUCCCGGAUCCUUUAGUUUACAGUCAGGAAGUUCCAAUAUGAAUUCUCUCCCUGGUAAAUGUGACCAGGUCAUUACGACACACUGUGACAUAGACUGUAGGCAAAUUGACUCCGUGACUGGCUGCGUUACAUGCAAGUCUGGAUGUCGAAACAACAUUCAAGCGACAUCUGGUGGUGGAUCCUCUCUUUCGUCAAUGUCCACAACAGCGUCGCCGAUGUGUCCAGCGUUUCCAAGCACCUGUCCACGAGGCAGUGUGGCCUUAGUCAAUGGAUGUCCUAUUUGUACAGCACAAUUGACAACAACUCAGCAGACCACGACUGCGCAUGCGUCGUCUACCUGUUCUCCAGUGAGGUGCGUUACUCCGUGUAACAAAGGCAUUAUGUUGGGUUCCGACGGCUGUCCAGUGUGUGUCUGCUAA
This is a messenger RNA of Saccostrea cuccullata (small rock oyster), 651 nucleotides long. RefSeq lists its product as uncharacterized. The transcript is spliced from 6 exons. Bases 1 to 651 code for a protein of 216 amino acids. The record is from RefSeq and is a predicted model, not a curated record. NCBI's taxonomy places the organism in Eukaryota, Metazoa, Mollusca, Bivalvia, Ostreida, Ostreidae. Gene Ontology annotation, molecular function: enzyme inhibitor activity.